UUUGUUUUCUAAUUACUUGAGACAAGUGUCAGAAAUCAUUUCUCUGUGCGGAUGAUUACAAAUGUAUUCCUCAUCGACUAACGUGUGAUGGCUACUAUGACUGUAGAGAUAACAGUGAUGAAAGGGGUUGUGUACGUAAUCCUCCAACUUCCAAAAACUUCAGUGAUCAAUAUCUAUGGGCAGGGAAAUUAAGUGAAGAGAUGUAUAGUUGGAAUUUCAUAACGAGCAAUAACGAAUCUGGAAGUUUUACCUUUUUAAGACAUCGUUUACUCGAAAUAUUUGCAGUCAACGAUAUUAAGAAUGAGGUUUUUGGCGAGAGCUACACUUGUUUCAUAAAGGUUCAAGCCAAUUGCAAGCUCAGAUUUCGGGAAGCGGCUUCUGUUGACAAUUACAACAAUGACUUCGCAUAUCCGGCAUGUCACUGCACAAUAGGAACAUUCAAAAUAAGGCAUAUACGUCAAAUGUAUUCUGAGUUAGAUAUGGUUUCGUUAAAACGAUGCGAUGGUAGUGAAAUCACAGAAUCACAUGUUGCUGGAGAAAGUAUUACUGAUAUAAAAGACGUAUUUGGUACGAUUUAUCGUGAUCCAAACUACUUUUUAGACAUGACGCCUGGACAUCCUUAUUGCACUUACGAGUACAAUGCAAGCGUUUUUGGUGAGUUUUUUCAUUGCAAAAGAGACGACAAGUUAAUACCAGAGUCGAUGAUGUGUAUUUAUGCCGUAGAUGCUAGUGGUUACAUGACUGGAUGUAGAUCUGGAGACCAUUUACAAAACUGUG
Molecule: messenger RNA, 777 nt
Organism: Ruditapes philippinarum (Manila clam)
Lineage: Eukaryota; Metazoa; Mollusca; Bivalvia; Venerida; Veneridae
Exons: 5
Source: RefSeq, a predicted model, not a curated record